AAAGCCCCCAGCCUUGAAAAGAACAGCCUGUUCUUGUUCCUGAAGAUAUUGAAACAUUAAUUACAUAAUUUAUAGUAAUGCUUUCUUCUACAGUGUCCAAAGACGUGACCUACGCAACACUCACAUUUCAGGAUUCUGCUGGAACAAGAAAUAAUUGGGAUGGAAAUAACCUAAGAAAAAGAGGGCGCCCAGCUCUGUCUCCCACCUGGCGCCGCACUGCCCUGAGCCUGCUGAUUCUUUGCCUGAUGCUGCUGCUGAUUGGGCCGGUGACCUUGGGGAUUAUGUUUUUACAGAUGUCCAGUGAAAUGAACUCAGAUUCAGAGAAAUUGAGUCAACUUCAGAAAAUCAUCCACCAGCAGCAGGACAAUUUAUCCCAGCAACUUGGCAGUGGCAAUAACUUUCCUGUGGAGGAGGAAUUUCUCAAAUUGCAGAUCUCCAAUCCAUUGAAGAAGCAGAGACAAAUGGCCAUUAAACUCUGCCAAGAGCUCAUCAGUCACACUUCAGACCACAGGUGUAAUCCUUGUCCUAAGACAUGGCAAUGGUACCAAAACAGUUGCUAUUAUUUUACAACAAAUGAAGAGAAAACCUGGGCUAACAGUAGAAAGAACUACAGAGACAAGAACUCCACCUUGGUGAAGAUAGACAGCUUGGAAGAAAAGGAUUUUCUUAAGUCACAGCCAUUACCUUUGUUUUCUUUCUUUUGGUUGGGAUUAUCAUGGGACCCCUCUGGCAGAAGCUGGCUAUGGGAGGAUGGCUCUAUUCCCUCUCCAUCCUUAUUUAGUACCAAAAAACUUGCCCAGAUCAAUGGAUCCCGAGGAUGUGCUUAUUUUCAAAAAGGAAAUAUUUAUAUUUCUCGCUGUAGUGCUGAAAUUUCUUGGAUUUGUGAGAAGACAGCUGCCCUAAUGAAGAUUGAAGAUUUGGAUUAAUAUGCUUCUUGCAAAUUCUCCAGGAAGUAAGAGACUUGUGA
Molecule: messenger RNA, 967 nt
Organism: Lemur catta (Ring-tailed lemur)
Lineage: Eukaryota; Metazoa; Chordata; Mammalia; Primates; Lemuridae
Gene: CLEC12B
Product: C-type lectin domain family 12 member B
Exons: 6
Coding region: 78-926 (282 amino acids)
Biological process (GO): negative regulation of signaling receptor activity; natural killer cell inhibitory signaling pathway
Cellular component (GO): external side of plasma membrane
Molecular function (GO): signaling receptor regulator activity; protein phosphatase binding
Source: RefSeq, a predicted model, not a curated record